Messenger RNA from Trichomonas vaginalis G3, 651 nucleotides. RefSeq lists its product as uncharacterized. Lineage: Eukaryota; Parabasalia; Trichomonadida; Trichomonadidae. Bases 1 to 651 code for a protein of 216 amino acids. The record is from RefSeq and is a predicted model, not a curated record. The transcript has a single exon.
AUGUUCGCAGUAUAUUUUCAUGGGCAGUAUAAAGCUUCUGAUGGUCUAAUAGACAAAUUUGACGAAAUGAGAAUCUUUACAAUUCGUUCAGACGAAAACCUUGAGAAGACUCUAAAUGACUUUCAAACUCAAAUGAACAAAUAUUAUUGGGAAUUUCAAGAAAAAUACGACUCUUUACUAAAUGGAACAUACUAUCUGAAACUAGAAUAUGACAAGAUGAACUCCACAGUUUCAUUUCAAAGGAUUGAAAAUAACCCUCCAAGAGAUACACAGUUUUUAUUUUGGGAAGUAGACAAACGUUCUUGGGCACAAUUUCUUCGGUUACUAAACCAGAACGAACCAUUACCACCUGACGGUCCGUUUAAAUUUAUACGCCCACCAACAGAUUUGACAGUUUAUAGAAACGUGUUUGACCCUCAAAAUGUUAUGUGUCAUGCAAGUUUCAGUUCAAGCAACAACAGUUUUCUUUGUAUCGGUAAGGACUUUUAUGACUUUGCUUCUAAAUUCUACGAACCACCUAGUAACAGUUUCUCUGACUUUCAAGUUUGGUUCACAACAAAUGGUGUGCAGCAUAUAAUACCAUUGUACUAUGACUUUUAUCUCGAAUUGUCUUUCAUAUAUAACUACGGAAAAGUGCUGAAAAAGUAUUGA